Molecule: messenger RNA, 3647 nt
Organism: Girardinichthys multiradiatus
Lineage: Eukaryota; Metazoa; Chordata; Actinopteri; Cyprinodontiformes; Goodeidae
Gene: plekhg6
Product: pleckstrin homology domain containing, family G (with RhoGef domain) member 6
Exons: 15
Coding region: 37-3315 (1092 amino acids)
Biological process (GO): Rho protein signal transduction; endothelial cell migration
Cellular component (GO): endocytic vesicle; plasma membrane; axon
Molecular function (GO): guanyl-nucleotide exchange factor activity
Source: RefSeq, a predicted model, not a curated record
AGCCAACAGAAACCAAAGAUGACUGCGUGAAGCAAAAUGGAUUCAACCAAGCACAGCCUGGCCCUGAAAAUGCCGUAUGUAAACGGAGAAUUCGAGUCAGUGAUGAAAGAGAUGGUGCAAAGACGAGACAGUCUGAAUGGUGAGAAGCAAAAGGACGCAGAAACCAGAGAGACAGAUGUUGUUGAUGGGCUAACAACAGCUGCAGACAAAAUCCACCACAGGGGGUCUGCAGAGAAAAACAAGUACAGCACGAUCGGCUACCAGAGGAGAACCAAGCAGAAGGUUGUGACUGACUUUGCAACUCUGAGUAAAGGAUCUUCAUCAGGAGCCAAAUCCAGAACUCCGCUGAAACAGGUCUUUAACAGCGUCGUCAGCCAGGGAGUGUCUGAGAAAACGUCUGAGGAGCGAGGUCAGCUGGAUUUGUUAAUCAGAGAUCUGGAGGCCUUUGUUGUUCCUGCUAGCCUGAAAUGGAUCUGGAAGGAGGAAAGCCAGGGAACAGCACUGGAGAACAGCUGGACAGAUUUGGUGAAGUCUUACUCAACAAUGCCAAAGAAGCAGAGACACCAACAGGCGGCGCUGUGGGAGUUUGUACAGACUGAGCUGAUCUACAUCAACAAGCUGAAAAUCAUCAAAGACUUGGUUAUUGCUGCUCUGGUCCACCUGAACCAGCAUGACCUUCUCAUGGAGGUGACCCCCGAGCCACUUUUCUCCAACCUGCCCUCCAUUUUGCAAGCUCACCAGCUGUUCUGGCAGGAGGUGGUUUAUCCCAUGUUACAGGAAGUACGAAUAACAGGCCAACCUUUUAACCCCAUGAGGCUGGAGGCUGGUUGCCUGCAGUUCCACGAGCGCUUCUUUGUUUACCAUCAUUACUGCUGGGAGGAGAAAAACAACCUAGACUUCACACGCAGGCAGAUGGAGAGCAACCCACAUUUCGUUGCUUUUGUGCAGUGGGUGGAAAAACACCCUCAGUGUGAGCGGAUGCGGCUUGGAGACAUGCAGGCCAAACCACAUCAGAGGAUUACAAAGUAUCCCCUGCUGCUCAAAGCUGUGCUGAAAGAAACCCAGGAGACUCUCACGCAACAGGCCCUCAGAGCGAUGUUAACCACUGUGAACAGCUUUUUAGAAAGUAUCAAUGGUUCCAUGCAGCUGAAAGAUGAGCGGCUCGCACUGUCCGUCUCUGCACAGAGGUUAGAGGGAUAUGCAGUGGAGGGAAUAAAUGAUGAAGUCGACAAGUUUGUCCGAGAUAUCUGCCAAUUUGAUCUGACAUGCCCCAUCAAAGGAGUGGGUUGCAACGUUGUACGUAAGCUGCUGCUGGAGGAGAACCUGAAAUUACGAGGCAGAAAGGACAGCAAGGUGGAGGUGGUGGCUCUCCUGUUUUCAGACGUUCUACUUCUGACUAAAGUCCAGAAAAAAGCGGAGCGGCUAAAAGUGGUUCGACCUCCUCUGGCGCUGGACAGAACGAACUGCGUUCCACUGAAAGAUGGCUAUUCCUUUGUUCUGGUGGAGGUAGGUGAGCUUCAAUGCAUGAUGAAUGUUCUCAUCCUUGUGACCAGCACCACUGAGAGUCGCUCCACAUGGGUCGACACCAUCCAGAGAGCAAAGGAAACACUCUUGACCCUGAGAAGGCAAGAGAACAACAGACUGGACAACGUGAGGUUACAUCAGCUGGAGUCCAAGCCUGCUGGAGACAUCAACAAUGAUGACAUAGACAUAGAAGAACAACCUCUCGUGCAGUCAAAACCAGAAAGUUAUAUUAAUGAACUUACUGAUGUAUUAAAUAAAAAACAGACCGUUUACGGAUCUGAGGCAGCCGAUCAGGAUCAUCCAUCAGAUCAGAUUUCCCCUAUCAACCCUGGAUUACCUCCUAGGAACCCCCAUCACGGCAGCAAAGCCUAUAAAUCAGUACGUAAGAACAUCCCGACUCGACAGCCAGAAUUUAAAGGACAUGAGUGGAUGGAAAUGGGAACAGGGAGAGAACAGGGUGGAAAACAAAUUGAGGAAGAUGAGAACAUUGUUGAAACUCAGAUGACAAACAAACAAAGUAGAAUGUCGAAACGCUGGGGGCCGUAUAUUUCUCAACCUAAUCAUUACACUCAAAAUGAGGCUGCUGGUCCAGGAAGAUACACUUCAACUAGACCACCCAGUCAUCGAAUAGAACUCCCAGAUGUCGACUACCCGACAGAUGAGGAGAGCACUUCACAAGUUCCUCACGAGCCAAUUAUCAUGUCCAGGCAGCAGCUUGCAAGACCAUCAGUAGAAAAACGAAUAUUAACAAGGAGCAGCUCAGAUAUUCAGCUCGUGACGCAAAAAGACAGGAAAAACUCUUUCUCCAGUCAGUUUGGAGACAUGGAUACGGAAACUACUCUUGAUGCUGCAGGCUUCCCCCAAAACUUAAAGUCUCCUGGGUUACAGAGGAGGAGGCCAGGCAGCACCAGUCAGGGACCCCCAACUCCAACAUACAAGCAGUUCCUCCAUGAGCCGAACCAAACUCUGACCUCCCCAAACAGUUCUUUAAAUUCAGAGUCUGAGCACAGCUUACAACCAAAGAGAAACUCCCUUCCUUCUAUGUUCAGUCCAGGCACCCAGCAGGGGAUCAACCUGGGCUCCCAGAGGUCAACCAAAAGCAAGACUCCAAAUCCAAGCUUAAAGUACUCCUCGGAUGUUGAAGCCUUUUCUGAAUCUGAGCUGCCACAAACCAAAUUCAUGGACAAAAAGCCCAAAUUUAAAGACUUCAGGAGUUCCUCCAGUCCCAACAUACUCAACACAGGAGGUCAGGGGCCGCGUAGACCCUCUGAUAGCUCGUCCACAUCACACAAAGAAGAGAAAAGUCCCAGCUCAGGAUACAACCCAAAUGAACAAACGUCAUGUGUGGAGGGAGUUUUAGAAAGAGCUAUAGAAAGGGCAAAAGACAAAAGUGGAAUAAAAAGAGGCCGACAGGUAAAAACAGUCCCCCUAAGGUCAGGGGCCCUGCGUCCUUCCUCCCCAUUCAACAAUGCCUCAUCGCCCACACCCAGUGAUGGAGGCAAUGAGACAGAUUUGGAGGAGGUGGCGCUGAUUAGACCCAGAGUCCUCACAGUGAGCACAGGAUGGAAGGAGCAGUUGGUCGACGGCGAUGAGGACGACAAGAGGAACAGUAACUCCGUUUCCUAUGGCGUAAACGUGGACUGGACAGGCUGGUGCUUCGAUGACGACGAAGUCAUGGAUCACUUGACCCCCAGAGGGGAAGGAUUUCUGGAGGGAUUUAGCCGAUCUCUGGCCAACUGGGGUCUCAACCGAAGUCUAGAGCAAGACGACGGAGAAUGCAGUCAGGUGUAAAUGUGUAACGUGAGGUUCAGUGACCAAUCUGAAGUCAGUUUUGUUAAUUUAGUAAAUAAUAAAUAAAGUGGGAAUGCAGAUAAAAAAAAUAUUAUGUAGUUUUGGUUGCACAAGCAGAUGCAGAAGACAUUUCUUCCGUAUCUAAAUUUAUAAGCGAAGGUAAAUUUGUAAAAUAUUGUAAUAUAUUCAGAAUCAUAAAUAUACUAUAUAUUUUACCAUUUUUAAAAUGUUGAUUAAUUCUAUAUUUUAUUUAUAGCAGCCUCAUGAAAGUCUUCUCAUUCAGCAGAAGAAUUCUGUACAAUUCUGUACCAAUAAAACCAACUUUAUUUCUG